Molecule: messenger RNA, 390 nt
Organism: Cotesia congregata
Lineage: Eukaryota; Metazoa; Arthropoda; Insecta; Hymenoptera; Braconidae
Source: the annotation of a GenBank genome assembly
AUGGUUGUCAUGACGCAAAAAUACAAGCAUCCGGCACCACUUCCAGAAAGAAUUGUUUACUCUGAUGAUGAGAUAUUAAAAUUACCACCACCUGUUCCAUUGCUAAAAGUUUCUAAAGUUAGCCUUGGAAUCGUCGUUUCUUGGAACAUGACUCUCGAUAAUCAAUAUGCAGAUAUUGAAAGUUAUCAAUUGUAUACAUACAGAGAGAAUACAAAGGCACCUGCUUCAUCAAUGUGGAAAAAAGUUGGAGAUAUCUGUGCUUUAAAAUUACCGAUGGCUUGUACUUUAACUCAGCUUUCAAAGGGUAUUAAAUAUUAUUUUGCCGUAAGAGCAGUUGAUAAAUAUUCCAGAGUUGGACCAUUCAGUCAGCCAGGUGAAAUUUCUUUAUAA